AAGUAGCAGAGCCUCGUAAGCGCAGCCAAUGCACAAACGAGAUCCAAUCUUUAAGAUUGAAAAUAAAGUGUACGAGGAUUGAAAAAUGCCCACUCGCUGUGAAAUAUGUUGUGAGAUCAUGAUAGCUAUCUUACUCCCUCCAGUCGGAGUUUGCUUCCGCCAUGGUUGCUGCAGUGUGGAAUUCAUCAUCUGUUUGCUCCUGACAAUACUAGGGUAUAUUCCAGGAAUAGUUUAUGCACUCUAUGUAAUUGUGUUUGUUGAUCGUGAUCAGUAUUUUGAUGAAUAUAGGCGUCCCCUAUAUUCUGCAUAACAGCAUAAGUAAUGAUACCUACUGCGUUUGCCCCUUUUUACUAUCGUCUAUACUGUUGGUGAUGUCAUGUAUCAAACUUUUAAGACUUGAAUGCACACCUCGAACUCUAUUCUUGUUGA
Messenger RNA from Gastrolobium bilobum, 429 nucleotides. RefSeq names its product UPF0057 membrane protein At4g30660-like. The record is from RefSeq and is a predicted model, not a curated record. The transcript has 2 exons. NCBI's taxonomy places the organism in Eukaryota, Viridiplantae, Streptophyta, Magnoliopsida, Fabales, Fabaceae. Gene Ontology annotation, cellular component: membrane. Bases 86 to 310 code for a protein of 74 amino acids.